Messenger RNA from Ostrinia furnacalis (Asian corn borer), 999 nucleotides. Its product is annotated as alpha-(1,3)-fucosyltransferase C-like. NCBI's taxonomy places the organism in Eukaryota, Metazoa, Arthropoda, Insecta, Lepidoptera, Crambidae. Gene Ontology annotation, molecular function: fucosyltransferase activity. The record is from RefSeq and is a predicted model, not a curated record. Gene Ontology annotation, cellular component: membrane. The coding region runs from base 46 to 999 and encodes 317 amino acids. The transcript has a single exon.
CCGUAAUAAUGCACGUGUAUACUUUUUGAUAAAACUACGUUAAAAAUGGGAACGCCGUUUCUAAGAAAAAUUUUUUUGUGUCUUUCGUACGCGACUUUGUUAUAUUUCGUGUUUCUUUUAAUAAGAGAUUUAAACAAUUUAUCAAAAACGAACAAAAAUGGUGAAGUGAAAGUGCUCACUCAAAGUGGAAACCUAAUAUUAUUGAAUGAACCAAAAUACGUCACAGGUAUGAAAUACAUUCUUCAAUGGACAUCGCCUCGAAAUGUACCUUUGGCCUACAUGGGCAAAGGUCAAGAAGGAUUCACGAGCAGGGACUGCCCUUACCAAAAUUGCUAUGUUACGGGUGAAAAAAAGUAUUUCAACGAUAUAACAAACUUCGAUGUGGUUAUUUUCUCUGGACCUGAAGUAUUAACUCACCCAGAAAUGCUCUUACCAUCCAAAAGAGCUCAGCAUCAAAAAUAUGUAUUUGCCUCAAUAGAAUCAUCUGAUUAUUACCCAGCUUGUACAAACAAAUAUGAUGGAUACUUCAACUGGACGUGGACGUUUAGACUUGACUCUGAAGUGCGAUGGGGCUACUUAGAUGUAAGGGACUCAAAGGACAACCUUAUUGGCCCUAAUAAAGUAAUGCACUGGCUGAAAUUGAAAGAAAUGGAUCCUGUGAGUAAAGAGUUCAAGCAGAACUUGAAAACUAAGAACAAAGCGGCUGCGUGGUUUGUUUCUAAUUGCAGGGACAAAGCAGGACGGAUGAAAGUCGCUAAGGAACUUAAAGAUGAACUCGAAACGUAUGGUCUUGAACUUGAUAUAUACGGCAAGUGUGGAACACUAGAAUGUUCUACAUCAAAUCAAGAAGAAUGCCUGAAAAUGGUCGAAGACACAUACUACUUUUAUUUGUCGUUUGAGAACUCGUUUAGUGAGGAUUAUGUGACAGAAAAAUUGCUUCAACCUCUACGACAUAACGCUGUGCCUAUUGUUUAUGGGGCAGCUAAUUACACGAGGUAG